UCCUAAUAGAUUGUAGGCCUCACGUCUCUGCCUCUGAUUCCGGAGGGUGUGGGUUUGAUCCGGUUCGGGGCAUGCACCUCCAACUUUUCAGUUGUGUGCAUUUUAAGAAAUUAAAUAUCACGUGUCUCAAACGGUGAAGGAAAAACAACGUGACGAAACAGGCAUACUUGAGAAUAUUCUUAAUUUUCUAAGUGUUUGAAGUCUGACAAUCGCAUUAGCAUCGGUGGUGGACUAGGGCCUAACCCCUCUCAUUCUGAGAGGAGACUCGUGCUCAGCAGUGUGCCGAAUAUGGGUUGUUAAUGAAAUGAUACUGCUCAAACUUCGUUUACAAUCCGCGCGAUGAUUAGGGAUGGAACCGUGUCAAAGUGAACUAAGGACGCUACGCAUAUAUUGAUAAAGAAAGACAGGUUAUAAGUAUAUUUAGAUAUUUAAAUCAAGUGGUAACCUUGUCGAUCACUGGGGAUGAUGACUAGGAUUGAAUAUAUUUAUUUUUAUGAUACAUUCGGGUAAAUAAGGUAAAUGUUAACUAAUUUAUACAUAAAAAGCAAAGAUUGACUGGAUAUUUGCAAAAUAAAUAAGAUUAUAAAAUUUCAAAAUCUACUAAAAAUAUUUUAUCGUAAUUAGAUGAAAAUUCAUACAGUUUUAGCUUCCUUACAUUAAAUGUGACAUUUUUUAAUAUAUGUAACUUAUUAACUUAUUAACUAUAAACAUAAACGCAGAAAUAACAAAGAUAUUAGUAAUUUUGCCUACGACGUCUUUAAAUCCCUGUAGCUCCGAAAGUAAUGAUCGCAGAUACGCUGUUAGUUUUACAAAAUUGCUUUACUAUUAGCAUACUCUUAAUUUAUAUACAAUUGAAAAAACUGUCAUCAUCCCUAUUUUUGAUUUGGCAUAUUUGUUAUCGGAAGCUUUUUUUGGCUUGCAUGAAAACGCUCCACCACUAUUAUUUUGUUCGACUCCCCUGAAUAUCACAUACACAAUGUUUGAGGUCAUGAAUAAAUAUUUUGUACCUGGGCCCAAAGUCUAUUACUUUGCGGAAGCUCAUUAUUUAUUAUGAAUAAAAAAUAAUAAUAAAUAAAAAGAUCAAAUAGGGGAGAUGUAGGCAAUGGGAGACAGUUGGCAAUGGUGAUCACCUUAAUAUAACAAAAACCGAACGCGAUCGGACGAUGCGAAUGUACUUAUAUGCUAGUAUUGCAUCAUAUUCGUUGGCGACCGGGACCUGGCUUUAGUACGCGCGACGCAUUCGCGAGUGACAGACGUGUGAAGUUUUGGCGCCAUUUUGAUCUAAUUUUUCGACGUAAUAAAUACGAGAUGCCGAAAACUCGUGCUAGAAAAACAAAUAAAGCUAAAUGGACUUUAGACGACCUGGCAAAUGCUGUAAAGCUGAUUGAAGAACAAAAAUUUUCAAUCAGAAAAGCUGCCGAGAUGAUGAAUAUUCCAUUUGCCAGUCUUCACAAGAGGUACAAGAAAAAUAUAAUUAAGCCACCUCAUCUCGGUCGUUAUACUGUAUUUAGCCCUGAGAUGGAAAAAGAAUUAGCGGACACCAUUAAGAAAAUGGCUAACUUAUUUUAUGGGUGCACUCGAUAUCAAAUAAAAAGAGCCGCAUUUGAAUACGCUGAAGCUGAAACACAAUUUUAAUACCGUUUCGAGGUUGGCUGGACGAGUGUGGUUUGAUGGAUUUGUUACCAGGAAUAAUAUUUCUGUGCGGAAGCCCGAAGCUACUAGCAUUAACAGGGUUACAGCCUUCAACAGAACUGAAGUUCAACAAUUCUACACGCUGCUAGAAGAGCUAAUAGAAAAAUACAAGUUUGUACCAAAGAAUAUAUACAACUGCGACGAAACUGGCAUAUCUACCGUCCAGGAUCCAGGAAAAAUAUUGGCUGCAACAGGGCAAAAGAGAGUAGGAAGCAUAACAAGUUGGGAAAGGGGUAAGAAUAUAACUCUACUCUGCGCCGUGAGCGCCACUGGUGGAUAUGUCCCCCCAAUGUUUAUAUUCCCCCGAAAGAGGAUGACACCAACUCUAGAAAAGGAUGGCCCAACAGGAGCAAUAUAUAAAUGCUCUGACAACGGUUGGAUAAAUGAAGAACUUUUCCUUCAAUGGCUCAAGCACUUCACCCACUUUACCAAACCUUCUGCAGAAGAACCAAUACUAUUAGUGUUGGAUAACCAUGCAAGCCACAUUUCUUUGUCGAUAUAUGAGUAUUGCAAGGAAAACCAUGUCCAUAUGCUAUCACUACCACCUCACACAUCUCAUCGCAUGCAGCCAUUGGAUGUGUCCUUUUUUGGUCCAUUCAAGGCUGCAUAUAGAAGAGAAUGCGAUUUAUUCAUAAAAAGCCAGCUUUUACAAAAAGUAACACCAUACGAUGUUGCUUCAUUGGUCAAAAAGGCAUUUUCGAAUGUUGCCUCUAUGAGCAAAGGCGAAGCUGGUUUCAGAGCAACGGGAAUAUUUCCUAUAAAUCCCAAUGUUUUCACAGAUGAAGACUUUCUGCCAGCUGAAGUCCUUCAGGUAGAACCAAUUGUAGUUCAAGAUGUUGCUGAAUCGACUUCUGCUAUUGCUAUUGACUCCGCACCAACCCUACCAGCUACUAUUGAGCUAGAUCGGAAUAGUCCUAUUCCGAGUACAUCCACCGCACCAACCCUACCAGCUACUAUUGAAUUAGAUCGAAUUAGUCCUAUUCCGAGCACAUCCACAUUUUGUCAUACUACUUCUGAAUCAAGGACUGACAUGGCACCAAAUCUUACAAUCCAAAAUUUCAUUCAGAUGCCUAAACAAAAAACUGUUGUCAAGACAAACGGAGGAAGAAAAAAACAGCAUGCAACUAUUUUGACAUCCACACCACUCAAAGACGCCCUAGUGGAUAAAGAAAAUAAAAAGAAGGAGAAAGCUGCGAAGAAUAAAGGAAAACGAGUAGGAAAGAAGAGCAAUCCACAAAAGAUCAGUCGUGAGAAGGUUAAGAAGAAAAUUCUACAGGACUCUAAUGACACUUCGGUGUCAGAUGUAAAUACUGAUGAGUUAUGUCAGGAUGAUGAAAAUGAUGAUGCAGGAGAUGCAGGGAACUUGUGUCUUGUAUGUGGCGAAUUUGGGCGAGACAAUGAGACAUGGUACCGGUGCACUUCUUGUGGGCUCUGGGCUCAUGCCGAAUGUACUGGAUGGGAUUCUGCGCACAAUUAUGUGUGCGAUAUGUGUUGAUCACCAUUGCCCACAUACUGAUCACUAUUGCCAACCGAUGUUGACAAUGGUGAUCAAACGUACUUUUUUUUAUUUCGUUGAUUGUACCAAAAUUAGUAAACUUAUGUGAUGAAAGUUGAUCUCAGUUGAUAGUUAAGAAAGUAAAGUUUAUGAUUAUAAUAGAACAAUAUAUAGUUAAAUGAUAAACAUGUUUUUAUUCUUGUUUUUGCUUAAGUGAUCCCCAUUACCUACAUCUCCCCUAUACAUAUUUU
Messenger RNA from Bicyclus anynana (squinting bush brown), 3438 nucleotides. RefSeq lists its product as uncharacterized. Gene Ontology annotation, cellular component: nucleus. The transcript has 2 exons. Lineage: Eukaryota; Metazoa; Arthropoda; Insecta; Lepidoptera; Nymphalidae. Bases 1982 to 3187 code for a protein of 401 amino acids. Gene Ontology annotation, molecular function: DNA binding. The record is from RefSeq and is a predicted model, not a curated record.